Molecule: messenger RNA, 2070 nt
Organism: Bacidia gigantensis
Lineage: Eukaryota; Fungi; Ascomycota; Lecanoromycetes; Lecanorales; Ramalinaceae
Exons: 3
Coding region: 1-2070 (689 amino acids)
Biological process (GO): regulation of translational termination; peptidyl-proline hydroxylation
Cellular component (GO): cytoplasm
Molecular function (GO): peptidyl-proline dioxygenase activity; iron ion binding; L-ascorbic acid binding
Source: RefSeq, a predicted model, not a curated record
AUGAAUGCGGAGUCCCUGUGGGCGCAUGUCGUCCACUAUGGCUACCCGGCGUUGAUCGAGAUUCUAACGAGCGACUUUCCCACAGUCCUCUUUGCAGCAGCCUUGGUCGCCAUUGAAGAGCCCGAUAGAGCCAAAGUAUUCGCAAUGGCGAAGAGAAAGGCCGAGGAUGUCGAAAUUGAUCCAACGCCCCCCAAAAGGAAAGUUCGCGAAAGCAAUGGCUCAGAAUCUGAUAGACAUCACUUCCGCCCAGGGCUAUUCGACAAAGCAGCAACUGCAAAGCAACGUGGGCACUAUGAUGCUUCUACUCCCUACAAGCAUGGCGUCAUUCCAGAUCUUAUCGAUCCUGCGUUACUUCGAAAAGUUCGCUCUGAAGUUCAAGGCAACCUCUCGUUCACGCCAAAAGAGACAGACAUCUACAAGAUUCAUCAGUCUGGAGACCUAGCUAAUCUUGAUGGGCUUGAUGAUGCCUCUCUCAGGCUUUUACCUUCGCUCAAAGAAUUGCGUGAUGCUAUGUAUUCGCAGGAUUUCAGAAGAUAUCUGUGUGAGGUCACCGGCUCCUCUGCUGUGUCAGGCAAGAAGACCGAUAUGGCUAUCAAUGUUUACACGCCUGGCUGCCACCUUCUUUGCCAUGAUGACGUGAUUGGAACAAGACGCAGAAUGGGGGGCGCACUCAGACUUUUUCCUACAAACCAUGUGAAAGACAAGGAAGGCCAUGAAUUGCUUGUGCCAUCUCCUGAUCACACUGUGUCCAUACCUCCUGCCUUUAAUCAAUUGAGUUUCUUCGCCGUCCAGCCUGGACAAAGCUUCCAUGACGUAGAAGAAGUGUAUCCCAGGUCAAUUGAGGCGAAUCAUGAAUCGGAUGAUGCAAGAACACGCAUAGCAAUAAGUGGAUGGUAUCACAUUCCUCAGGAAGGUGAGGAUGGCUACAAUGCAGGCGAAGAGGCCAGCAUAGCGGAGAAGAGUAGUCUAGCUCAACUUCAAGGAACAGCAGAUGUCCAUGAUAGACCGCAACAAUGCAUUGUGACAUAUCCAGAUGACUUGAAAGCAGACACAGAGCAAGCAAUUGCUCCAGAUUUGACUGAAGCCGAUCUCGACCAUCUUUUGAAAUUUCUGGCUCCAACGUACUUGACGCCUGAUACCUUGGAGACAGUGAAUAGCACAUUCAUCGAUGACUGUUUUAUCACUCUGGACCAAUUCUUCUCCAGAACUUUCUCUUCAAGAUUGUAUGACUAUAUUACUUCGCUGCCCAGGAGUGAGGAUGACGCUCAGUGGGAUGUUGCUCGUCCUCCUCAUAAGCACCGCUUCUUGUACCAACGGGAGCCCUCGACAAAGUCUCCAAUGCAAGAAAUUCUGGACGACCUCAUACCUUCGUCCGCUUUUCGGAAAUGGCUCUGUCUGGCUACGGGUCAACAACCCUUGUCACACGAUUCCAUAGCACGUCAAUUCCGCAGGGGUUACGAUUACACCUUAGCUCAAGGAUAUGAGAAAGAUGAACCGCGGCUUGAAAUCUGCCUUGCCAUCACGCCCUCUUUUGUGUCUCCUACACAAGUUGCAGAAAGCUCACCGACUGGCAGCACGAAAGCUAAGGAUGAUGCAUCGGCAUCUAAUGUCGAAGAGUCUGGUGAGGAGACAGAAGUCGGCGGCUAUCUAGCCUACAUGGCCACUGACGAUGCGGAAGAUGGAGACGAAGGAAGUGAUCCUGGAGUCACAGUACCGGCGGACAUGAGCACUGGAGGGCGAGCGACAAAAGCUCGAAAGUUGAAAGCAGAUCCCGCAAUCUAUCAAGCGCAAGAUGACGAUGAUGACGCCGUGCUGUUCACGAUGCCGAUGGGAUGGAAUAAGCUUGGAAUCGUUCUCCGAGAUAAUAACACCAUGCGGUUUGUAAAGUAUCUCAGCAAAAGCGCGAAGAGUGACCGGUGGGAUAUCGUUGGUGAAUUUCAGAUCGAAGAACAGCCCGAAGAGGAAGAUAAGUUAGGGGAAGACCUUGAUGCUGAAGGUGAGCAAAGUGAUGAAGUCGAGACUGAAAUUGAAGGUGAUGUAAAUGAAAGCACUGACGAGUCUGAUGAUUGA